Messenger RNA from Pocillopora meandrina, 960 nucleotides. NCBI's taxonomy places the organism in Eukaryota, Metazoa, Cnidaria, Anthozoa, Scleractinia, Pocilloporidae. The record is from the annotation of a GenBank genome assembly.
UCUACUUCUGCAAGCAGGUCAGUUUUCUUGUGCCAAAAACUUCCAAGCAUCAUCUGGGAUUUGACUCAUACGACUUUCCCUUGGAUUUUAGUGUUCAUUACAUCUAUUGCUUCUCCUAUCAUCACUUUCCUUAACGCUACUGUAAUCGUAGCUUUGAAGAAACGGAGGGAACUAAAAAAACAGUCGAACAUUUUGCUAUGCAGCAUGGCCUUCACUGAUCUCCUAACAGGUGCUAUAACUAUGCCACUAUCUGCCACAACCGUUGUUUUAAUGCUCAGCCAAGUUUCUUUGGAGCAUAUUUGUACAUUAGAUUCCCUGGUGACGAAACCCAUAAUAUUUCUCAUGUCUUUAUCAUCCUUAUUUCACUUAACUGCCAUUGCUUGGGAGAGAUACAUGGCCAUAAAAUGUGGGAUGGAGUACAAGAGCAAGGUAACAGAAAGUCUCCUCAAAAAAUUUGCGCUAACUGCUUGGGUAUUACCUUUUUUCAAACAAGGUCUAACUGUUAUUAUAGUGGCAGUUAGUAUCUCAGAAAAAUUCCUUGGUAUCGGCAUUUUAGUUGAGGCUGUCGUGGUCCUUGGUUGUUCAAUCGCCAUUGCAUAUUUUUACUUCAAGGUCUUACUUGGAGUGCAGAGGCAAAAGAAGAACAAAACUAGCCAGGUUUCUGUUUUGUUGAAUGUGAAACUCGAAUCUAAAAUUGCCACGACAACUGGUUUGGUAACCGCCGCACUUCUUUUUUCGUUUGUUUUUUCAGUUGUUAUUGUUGUUCUAGGUAGUUUUUCACCAAUAUUUCGUAUGAAUUCCACUUUUCAAUUGGCAGAGCUAGUUUUACAGCUGAACUCCCUUUUAAAUCCAAUAUUAUACUGCUAUAGCGACCGCCGUUUUAAAAACGCUGUCCAAGAGCUGUUAGGUCUCAAAAAAACACAAAAAUUCCAACCAACCUUUCAUGCUAAUCGAUGUUUA